Rhinocladiella mackenziei CBS 650.93 is the source of this 3099-nucleotide messenger RNA. RefSeq lists its product as uncharacterized. Gene Ontology annotation, cellular component: nucleus. NCBI's taxonomy places the organism in Eukaryota, Fungi, Ascomycota, Eurotiomycetes, Chaetothyriales, Herpotrichiellaceae. The record is from RefSeq and is a predicted model, not a curated record. The transcript has a single exon. Bases 1 to 3099 code for a protein of 1032 amino acids.
AUGCCAAAGACGAAAUCCCAUCCGCAGCGCUCUUCGGCCAAAGGGUCGGGGGUUCCCACCAAUGAACUCCCCAAGUCGACAAUUGAGUCUAAGAGCAAGUCGGUCGACAACCUCCGCAAUGAGAUCCAAACGCGGUUUCAGAUCUCGAACCCGGAAACUCUUGCAGACAAGAUGAAGGAUCGCAAGACGCAUCUGCUGCCCCAACAUGAGAAGAAGGAAAAAGCCCACAACGUCGUAUCAGGGCGAGGGAAAAAGCGUGAUCGAAGUGGAAAGGUCCUGAAUCAUGAUGAGAAGAAUUCCAUACGGCGAGAGAGCCUCGAAGGAGAUGAGGAGGAACAAUACGUAUUCAAAAGAGAAGCACAAGCUCUGGGUGGUACUGCUGAGGACUUGGAAUUCCUUGCAGAUGCAGAUUCUGAAUCAGAACUGGAAGGGACGACAAACAAAACUCCCAAGGAUUCUCAUUUCUCUCAGACUGAUUUCGAGGGACUAGACAAGGGAAUGACGAAUAUUUUGAGAGAGAUCGCCCUCGCUCGGGGUGAGCUAGACGAGGAUCUGGAUAUAUCAAGUCCUUCUAACGACGACGACGACGAUGAGAAUGAUUCUCGCCUUGUUCCUGCCCAAGAAAGAACGCCGUUGUCCCAGGAGAAAGACCAGUCUUUGAACAAAUUCCAAAGAGGGAAGAAAGUUCGAUUCAUUUGCGACCCGAAACCAGACUGGUUCAAUAUUUCCGAGCCCGCUGUGGAUACAGAGACACCACCGAAAAAUGUCGUCUCAAAGGACUCCCUCGAUCAAAUCCGAGAGUAUGCGAAGUCCCUACUUGAUGAGGAGAAUCAAAGAUUUAAGGACUCACAGCAGUCGUCGUCUGCUCAGUCCUUCUACAACACGAUCAUUGCUUCAGGUACGCUAUCUGACCGGAUCUCAGCCCUCACACUCGCUGUCCAAGACUCCCCCUUACACAAUUUGCGAGCACUGGAGACUCUUAUUGGGCUUGCUCGAAAACGAAGCCGGUCACAGGCGGUUGACGUGCUCCGAGCCCUCAAAGAUCUUUUCGCCCAAGGCUCUCUACUUCCAGAAUCAAGGAAACUUUAUGCUUUCCCGGCCCAACCGGCACUGCCAUAUCUAUUGGGCCAAAUGAAAACGUGGAAGAGGGGACAUAAGCUACCUCGCGGGCUCGAGCAGAGCCACCUGGUGUGUUGGGCAUUCGAGAGUUGGCUGAAAGAACAAUACUUUGAAGUCCUAAAGAUUCUGGAAGUCUGGUGUAAUGACGAGAUUGAAUUUUCCAAAGGAAGGGCUGUCAGCUACGUUUUCGAGCUGUUAAAGGAAAGACCCGAACAAGAAUCCAAUCUGCUACGGCUGCUGAUAAAUAAACUGGGAGACCCGGUGAACAAGAUUGCUUCACAAGCAUCAUAUUUACUGAUGCAGUUGUUGAUACGGCAUCCGGCGAUGAAAAUGGUGGUGGUGUCUGCGAUCGAGACAGAUUUCAUUUUCAGACCAGGACAGAGCAUGCACGGUCAGUAUUACGCGGUGGUGACGCUGAAUCAGACCGCAUUGAGCAGCAAAGAAGAAGAUGUGGCUGCCAAGUUGCUGGACAUAUAUUUCGGGAUGUUCACGGGCCUGUUGAAAGCCACCAGCAUGCCAUCCCCCAAAAUUGUGGACGGCCAGAAACCACCUCGUCGAAGACGUGGGAAGAAGAAACCCCAAGUUGUAGGACGAACCCAGACAGAAGAAUUGAGGGAGAAGCUAAUAUCAGCCAUUUUGACGGGGGUCAAUCGUGCAUAUCCCUAUGUGGGCCCAAGCGGAUCGAGCUUUACCGACCAUUUGGGAACAUUGUUCAAAGUCACUCACUCAUCGAAUUUUAACACGAGCAUCCAAGCGAUGUCGUUGAUCCAACAGCUGUCUACAACUCACAAGGCGUCGAAUGACCGGUUCUAUCGCGUGUUGUACGAGUCGAUGCUGGAUCCACGGUUGAUCAUUGCCUCUAAACAACAAAUGUAUUUGAACUUGCUGCAUCGAGCACUGAAAGCCGAUUUGAACGUCAAACGAGUCAAGGCAUUCGUGAAGAGAUUGGUGCAGAUCCUGUCGCUGCACGAACCCCCCUUUAUCUGUGGGGCUUGUUUCCUCAUUCAAGAUCUGGAGUCUUCGUUUCCAUCACUCGCAGGACUGAUCGACCAGCCUGAAGACCACGAGGACGAGGAAGAAGUAUUUCGAGACGUGGAUGAAGAUGCUGACGUGACCGAUCCUGCUACCAUUGAAAAGCCGGCUGGUAACGUGUACGAUGGCCACAAACGUGCUCCAGAGUAUGCCAAUGCAGACAACAGCUGUGUGUGGGAGCUUCUUCCAUUUCUGGCGCAUUUCCACCCUUCGGCGUCUGUCAGUGCCGAUCACGUUUUGCGUCAGGCCAAAUUGCCCGGAAAACCAGAUCUGAGCCUGCACACACUAAGCCAUUUCUUAGACCGAUUCGUCUAUCGCAAUCCGAAGUCAUCUUCGUCUGGAUUGCGAGGGUCGUCGAUUAUGCAACCCAUGGCAGCGAGUGACACUCAAAAUGUGCUCAUCGGCGGCACUUCAGGUGGUCAACGAAGGUUACCCGUGAACAGUGAAGCAUUCAAGUCUCAGAAGAGCGAGGAAGUUGCGGCGGAGGAUGUUUUCUUCCACCAGUACUUCUCCAGCCUUGGGAACGCAGCGGCCAAGAAGACGAAGGUCAAACAGAAACGCAGAGGCGAAGAUGACGAGUCAGCUGAUGAUGAAGAUGAAGUAUGGAAGGCUAUGAUGGAUAGUGCUCCAGAUCUCGAGGGCGAAGAAGAGAGCGAGGAUGAUCUGGAUCUUUCUGAGCUGGAUUCGGAAGACGUGGAUGUCGAGGAGGGGAUAUUUGAUGACGACGACGACGAUGAUGAAGACAAUUUGAUGGAAACAGAUGACGAGGCGUCCGACUUUGCCGGAUUCGACCGGGCAGAUGAGCAAGCUUCGGUCAAGAAGGGCAAGAAUGAUACCAAGAAGAAGACCAAGACGAAGAACGGGAUGAAGCUGAAGAACUUGCCGACAUUUGCAUCUGUGGAAGAUUACACAAAGAUGCUGGAGAAUGAUGAGAAUGCGGACGUGUGA